AUGGUAUCCAAAAAGUCACGGGCCGGUGGGGGUCCUCCAAGCGCUGAUAUGGAGUUCAAGACGCGCAACAAGCAGAGACGCCAGCUCCUCCAUAUCAAACGCAAGCGCAACAAGGACUCUGCUCGCCGGGCAAUGCGGUUCGGAAGGAAGAAGGAAGAAGCAAAAAAUCCGAAGUUAAAGGAAGAGCGACUCAAGCGGAACAUUCCGUUGACAUUGGAGCGAAAGCGUGUUUGGGACGAUGCGGGCAGUGAUGUCGAGGAUCCUCUUGGUAUAAGUUUCGAUGUUGAGCGCAUCAAGCGCCAGAAGCAGGAGGAGGAAGAGGAACUUAAUCGCCCAUUGGGCUCGGACUCCGGCGGUUCCAAAGAAGGGGACAACAGCAGUGACGAGGAAGGAGACGAAGAUGAUGAUCGCGACAGCAUGCUCGCCAGCAGCGACGAAGAAAACGAGGACGAGGAGCAGGACCACAAGGAAAACAGUCGCGGCCGCAAACCCUCAUCAGUUCCCUCAGCCACAGAGCGCGCGACAAGCCCAUCACAGUCUACAAAAAGCACAAAUCUCAAUCUCGCCCCCGAAGCGCUCGCCGCGAAAUUCCCGUCCCUCUUCUCACCCGAAUCCCAGAGACCCCCGAAGAUACUCAUCACAACCUCCCUCAACUCAACCCUCCAUCACGAAGGGGAAGUCCUCACAAACCUCUUUCCAAACAGCGUCUACAUCCGCCGCUCCGCGCACGCGCACUCUCACAAGUUCUCCAUUCGCGAGAUCGCACAAUUUGCUUCAAACCGCGAAUACACCACCUUGGUGAUUCUUCAGGAAGAUUCCAAGAAGCCCGCGGGGCUGGACAUCGUUCAUCUGCCCAAGGGCCCCAUGUUCCAUUUCUCCAUCAGCAACUGGGUAGAAGGGAAGCGGAUCCCAGGUCACGGAAACCCCACGGAACACUGGCCGGAGCUUAUUCUAAACAAUUUUCGUACCCCGCUCGGUCUGUUGACCGCACAUCUCUUCCGCACACUCUUCCCGCCGCAACCUGACAUUGAGGGCCGGCAGGUUGUCACCCUACACAAUCAGCGUGACUACAUCUUCGUCCGGCGCCACCGCUAUGUCUUCCGAGAGAAGCGUGAGACCGAAAAGGCCGUUGUUGGUGCAGACGGGAAAGAGAUCAAGGGUGCAGAGGGCAUUCGAACAGGACUGCAGGAGCUUGGCCCGCGCUUUACGCUGAAGUUGCGGAGAGUCGAUAAGGGGAUCCAGCGGGCGAGUGGGCAAGAGUGGGAGUGGAAGGGCGGGAUGGAGAAGGUCAGGACGAAGUUCCAGUUGUGA
This is a messenger RNA of Aspergillus calidoustus, 1311 nucleotides long. Lineage: Eukaryota; Fungi; Ascomycota; Eurotiomycetes; Eurotiales; Aspergillaceae. The record is from the annotation of a GenBank genome assembly.